Aphanomyces astaci is the source of this 321-nucleotide messenger RNA. RefSeq lists its product as hypothetical. NCBI's taxonomy places the organism in Eukaryota, Oomycota, Saprolegniomycetes, Saprolegniales, Verrucalvaceae. Bases 1 to 321 code for a protein of 106 amino acids. The record is from RefSeq and is a predicted model, not a curated record. The transcript has a single exon.
AUGGAACAACGCAAAGAAGUACGACGGCGGUACACCAACGGACAACGAAAAGCUUUACUAGCCAUGUUCCAAGUAGCAAGUCCGGCCAGCGAGCGCCAGUUUUGCCGCGAUAAUCAACUGCCAUUCUCAACGUGGCAAGCGUGGCGCUCAAGGGAGGCCAAAAUCAUGGCGAGCAAACGGCACAACCGACUCGCUACCACAGGGGGCCAAGGACACAAGGAGCUCAUUCCCUUUGGUAGGGAAUUGUUGGACUUCAUGCGGGGUCGUCGAGAGGAAGAGCGCUACGUUCGGGUGUAUCACAUGAUGAACUGGGUCAAGUGA